Messenger RNA from Triplophysa rosa, 1068 nucleotides. Its product is annotated as piggyBac transposable element-derived protein 4-like. The transcript is spliced from 2 exons. The record is from RefSeq and is a predicted model, not a curated record. The coding region runs from base 146 to 1051 and encodes 301 amino acids. NCBI's taxonomy places the organism in Eukaryota, Metazoa, Chordata, Actinopteri, Cypriniformes, Nemacheilidae.
UACAACUAACUACACAGCUUUACAGCUUUUUCAACUUUUUUUUACAAACUCUGUGUUACUGACAAUAAUUAAAAACACCAAUGACUUUGGCUCAACUCAUCACUCAAAUCCCUCCAACCCAUGGAUUGACGUAACAGUGCAGGAUAUGCUGGCAUUCAUGGCCAUGGUAAUUUAUAUGGGUCUAAUAAAACUCCCGUCCAUAACUGAUUACUGGAGAGAAAGUCAUCUGUACAGCUUGCCGUUCCCUAAAACGCUUCUUACCGGAAAGAAGUUUCUCAGGAUCUGCCACUCCCUUCACCUCAGUAGCUUGGUGGAUGAUGCUGCUAACGAGCAGAGAAGAGGUACCUCAGAAUUUGAUCGUCUUUGCAAAAUCAAGCCACUAUACAGUGAGAUUAGGGAUGCAUGCAAAAUAAACUAUCACCCUGGCCAGGAAAUUUCAAUUGAUGAGCGGAUGGUUGCCUCUAAAGCGCGUAUCGGGAUUAAACAGUUCAUGAAAAAUAAGCCUUGUCGCUGGGGUUAUAAACUUUUCGUACUGGCGGACUCGAGCAAUGGGUACACAUGGGACUUUUUUGUGUAUGAAGGAAAGCUGCAGGGAAACAGUGGGAAAGGACUCAGUUAUGAGUCAGUAAUGGAGCUUGUUGACACACAGUUGCUUGGCACGGGUUACAAGCUCUUUGUUGACAAUUUUUAUACAAGUCCCUCCCUUUUCUGUGAUCUCCUUCAAAAGAGGAUCUGGGCAUGCGGAACGAUACGCACAAACAGAAUUGGUUUUCCAAAAACCAAAAUAAACACUCUGGUUUCGAAAUCUUUGCGUGGGAGCAUACGGUGGAUCAGAAAGGACUCCCUCCUCUUUGUGCAAUGGCGAGACACAAGGGAUGUUUUUAUGUGCACAACACUCCACACAGCCCAUGGGGGGGACACUGUUCAGAGAAGAGUGAAAGAUGCAGAUGGGCACUGGGUUUUGAAGAACAUCUCUGUUCCACCAGCAGUGAAGGAGUACAACCGGUUCAUGGGUGGAGUGGAUCUUUCAGAUUCGCUGAUCAAUUAUUAAAAAGUCAUCCACAAGAC